Molecule: messenger RNA, 1282 nt
Organism: Labrus bergylta (ballan wrasse)
Lineage: Eukaryota; Metazoa; Chordata; Actinopteri; Labriformes; Labridae
Product: chemokine-like protein TAFA-2
Molecular function (GO): receptor ligand activity
Source: RefSeq, a predicted model, not a curated record
UCUGCGUGACUCCCCGACCGCAUCGCACCUCUGUCCCGCCACGCAGGGCUACUUUCUCAUCGCCUCUCUAAAACAGGAUAAAUAGGGGGGGUUUGGGCGCUAAGGAAAAGGCUGCACUGGGAGGUAAAAGUUGGAUAUUUCUUUCAUGAUUUUAUGGCUUAAUAACUUAGUUUCCUCUCGCUCACCCACUGUGCGCAAGAGGAGGAGAGAAACGGAACUUUCAGGGGACCUUAUCUCGCCCCGGAGUAACCGCGGGGGCAGCGCGCAGGUUUAAACCGAGGAGGUCACACCUGCCACCGGCUCCGGAUCUCCCUCUGGCCCGGCUGCGGAGGUGGAUGGUAUGGUAUAACUUUUCCGCUGCAGGCGAACCUGAGAGGAGACGUUUUAUGGUUUCGUGGAGAGGGGAUGCGAGCCUCUCCUCCGUGUCGGAUAGAGGAGCGGCUAUGAGGAGAGAGGUUCAACUACUUGGCUAACUCAACAAGAGAAAACUGCACCAACAGAAUGCGGGAACGGGGUCCUUGCAUUUGUGGAGUAGGCGUGUGGAGUCUACUGCUGUCUCUCUGCCUGGCCUCCCUCACACACGCACACAGGAGCCACACAGUACACGUGAAGGCAGGGACGUGUGAGGUGAUCGCUGCCCACCGCUGCUGCAACAAGAACAAGAUCGAGGAGAGAUCUCAGACUGUCAAAUGUUCCUGCUUCCCGGGGCAGGUUGCUGGCACAACCCGGGCCAUGCCCUCCUGUGUUGAUGCCUCCAUUGUAGCUCAGAAGUGGUGGUGUCAGAUGCAUCCUUGUAAUGACGGUGAGGAGUGUAAGGUUCUACCAGACCUCACUGGUUGGAGCUGCAGCACAGGCAACAAAGUCAAGACCACAAAGGUAACCCGAUAGUCCUGGCCGUCUAAAGGAGGUGGAGACAGAGGAAAAUGAUGGUGGACUUACUUACACAGCACAAUGGACCUAUCAGAAGGAAAACCCUCUCAGAAGGACUUCUACAAGGAAUCAGUUAUUCUUUAAUUUCUCUGAGGAUAUGGUGGCUGAAAAGACAGGAAUUUGACACCGUCUCCCUUUGACAAAACUGUGUUUCUUGGUCGUUUACUGCAGAGGACUGCAUCACCCACAAUCCUUUACUUUUACUACAAAUGACAAAAUGAAAAAAGUGAACUAUGAACUUAACACCACUGGAUUAGAAGACAAACAACUUUCUUUACAGCAAUCUGUAUUCUUCAUCUCUCUUCAAUGGCUUAGUUGUGGUCUUUAUGCAUACCCAGAAUAAACGGGAUGG